ACCCUGCGCGGCGUGCGAUUGUGGUGCCGAAAUUCACGAGCGGUGAACGCGUGAAGCUCAGGAUAGCAGGCCUGCCGCUUUAAUGUUUUGCCCAAUUCUUCACCCAGUGUUCUCAAAAAAACGGGAAAAACUCAAAAUAUGUGGAAAAGUCCCGAGUGAUUCACACCCCUUUGAAAUUACGAAGCAAUAAUGCCGUUGGAAUUCAUUGUAUCGAUGAGUAUGAAGUGCAAGAGACAUUGGUUGCGGUAAUAGCAAAUGUAAUAACGGAUGGAAUCGUUCGAUUAAUCCGUCAGAGACCCUUUGUCAUGGACAUGCAGGCGCCGAACGGAAUGAAUGUUUGUGUGAAUCCAGUGUACGCCUCCAUCCCUGGUAUUCCCGAAUUGGGAAUGGUAUGGAUGGGUGACAUGAUGGUCCAUGGUGAACCUAGUCACGAGCUGAUGCUGGAUCCACGUCAGGCUGAGAGUUCGUAUUUCACUCAUGGAACCCAUGCAUUUGAUAAUAUUAGAAAUCAUCAAAUGGCACAGACAACAAUGGUCAGAUAUAUGCCCCAACAAUUUACGAAUGAGUGCUCGGAAACUGAGGAAACUAUGGAGCCUCCUGAUGGACAAGAUAUGCAUCAGGAGUACGAGCCUCAGGCAGACAAUCCAGAAAUGAGUGAAUAUCUCACUCUGGAUGACUACAUAGAGGAGGAGCAGAUGGAAAUGGUAGUAAACAAUGCAGCAACGCAGACAACCCAAGACAGUAGAAAUCGCAAGAUCAAACCCAUAAAACACCCAAAUCUGGUCCUGAAGACCCCAAUAGCGUACCAGCCGACAACAGACCUCAACUUCAUUCCCAUCCGCAAGGAUGGUAUAGCGGUUUGCGAGAAAUGUGGUGCGAUAGGUGUGAAGCACGCCUUCUACACGAAAGAGCGUAGAUUCUGCAGUCGAGCCUGCGCCCGCUCUUCAGAGCACCACCUCCACAAUCCCAACGCGGACUCCACGAGGAGUCCCUCCCACACGUCGGACCAGUCCUCAACGAGUUCAGACCCACCGGGUGAUAGCUCGAACCCUCCCCAGCCGUCCAACGUCUCUAGAAAGGAGGCCAAAGCCAAGAGGAGCGACGAGGAGGACUCGAGGGACUGUGGCAAGAGGGAAACUGAGAUGGAGGACGUGGUUAAUGAGCCUGUGAUGCCUGACGAGCUUCCCGUCAGACGAAAGAGGACAGCUGAUAUGGAGGGUUCAUACGAUUGGACACCUCAGCUCACAGAACCAGGUUUCUGUGCUGCGCCUGUCUCUUGCUUCAAACAUGCCCCAAUUUCCGAGAUCUGGGACAAUAUUACGGUGGGGAUGAAGGUGGAGGUGGAGAAUACCGACUGUGAUGAGGUCUGCGAGGCAUUUCCAGACUCAUUUUGGGUCGCCACUGUGCUCAGAAUCUCGGGUUAUCGAGCACUUCUGAGGUACGAGGGAUUUGGACACAACUCUGAGAAGGACUUCUGGGUGUCCCUCUGCUCCAACGAUAUCCACCCAGUGGGUUGGUGUGCAACAAUAGGCAAGCCCCUUAUCCCCCCAAACUCAAUCUCCAACAAGUACAAAGACUGGAAGGACUUCUUGAUGCGCCGACUAACUGGUGCCAGAACUCUUCCCACUAACUUCUACAACAAGGUGAAUGACAGCAUGAAAUCACGAUUUCGUUGUGGCCAGCACUUGGAAGUGGUAGACAAGAAUCGAAUAUCUCAGGUGAAGGUCGCGACAAUUCAGAAAAUUGUGGGUAAACGUCUGCACGUGAGAUACUAUGAUUCAUCACCUGAUGACAAUGGUUUUUGGUGCCACGAGGAUUCACCCUUGAUUCACCCUGUUGGCUGGGCAAAACAAGUGGGCCAGACCCUUGACGCCUAUCCAGACUACCUCGACAGGAUAAACACAGGAAGAUUAUCCCAGGAGGAUUCCACUGAGAAUCUCUUCCACGUGCCAAAGAAUCAUCACCUCACUCUGGGGUACACUUUUCGUGAGGGAAUGAAAAUCGAGGCGAUAGAUCCAUUGAAUCUGUCAGCCAUAUGUGCUGCUACCAUCAUGCAAGUGCUCAAGGAGGAUUACAUAAUGAUCAGGAUUGACAGUUACGACGAGGACACUAGUGGAGCGGACUGGUUCUGCUACAACGUCAGCUCUCCCUGUAUCUUCCCUAUUGGAUUCUGUGCCCAGCAUGGACUACCAUUAACCCCACCAAAAGGCUACGAUCCAACAGCCUUUACUUGGGACAGUUACCUGGCUGAAUCCAACACCGUCCCAGCACCAGUGCAAUUGUUCAACCGAGAAGUACCCCAGCAUGGAUUUGUGGAGGGAAUGCGGCUAGAGGCAGCUGACCUGAUGGAUCCCAGACUCGUAUGCGUUGCCACGAUCACAAGGGUAAUCGGGAGACUCCUUCGUGUACACUUCGAUGGCUGGGAGGAUGAGUACGACCAGUGGCUGGACUGCCAGAGUCCUGAUAUUUAUCCUGUCGGCUGGUGCGAUCUGGUGGAUCAUAAACUCGAGGCACCGAGGAUUCUCGUGAAGAACUCCACAGUCAAGAGCCCCAGUGUCAAGAGUCCACGUGGCUUCAAGCGCAAGGCCAAAAGGAAAGUCAGGAAGGGAAAGGUAACGGGGAGGAAUAUUCUGCCCAGGCACAGUGAAAGGCUGGGUGGCCUCAGGGAGAGGACGAGGGGCAGGGAGGAGAUGGGAAUGGAGCCCGCUUUGGGGACGAAAAUCGAGAGGAGGGAGGUGGAGAGCUUGCCUCAGGAGGUCAAGAGGGAACCCGCACCCGCUGAGGAACCUGGGGCGGUUGAUCAGAUGCUACCCAGUGCUGCUAGUGGACAGGGCUGUGGCGAUGAUAACUCGAAUCCACCGAAGGAGAGGACUGCUACUUCUUAUAUUCACGGGAAUACAACGAGUGGGAAGUACAUUCCCAGAAUAGCGGACGGUUGGCACAGAAAUACCGAAAAUGGUGAAUUAGUACCGAACGAGUGGAAUGUAUUCGACGUAGCCCAGUUUCUACGUGUAAAUGAUUGUGCAACAUACUGUGACAAUUUCAGUAAACGUAAAAUUGACGGUAAAACAUUACUCACCCUAACGAAGGACCAAAUCAUAGAUCUAACCGGCUUCAAAGUUGGCCCAUCACUGAAAAUAUUCGAUCUGAUACAACAGUUAAAAAUCAAAGUUAAUCCAGCUCAGGAAAGGUUGAAACUAGGACUGAAAAAAAUAUUAUAACAAAGAUAGAACUUUUAGAGUAAUUUCUUUUUGGGUACUUUUCGAUUUCCCCGUGGAUUUUUCGAUUUUUUUACUUAGGGUAAUCAUGGAAUAUGAUAAGGCGUGUGACUAAGGUUAAGUGUAUUAUUGUCGAAUUAUUUUUCAUUUCUUUCUUUCGAGCAGAAUGACUUUAACUCGUGAUUAUUGGAUGGAAGAUGAAAGAUUGGUUAGUUGCUUAAGUCGACGAUUUUCUCGAUAAAUUAUCAAUGGGGAUUCACAAUUUUUUUUGUCUGUAAUGAAGUGAAGGCGUAAUCAUUGACCUUGAUAGUCUUCAAAUAGUCAUGAAAUGCGAAUAGUGCCAUUGAAAUUCUAUCCGAAGCUAUAGUUUAAGUGUUUCACUUCAUUACAGAUAAUUUGGCAUGGAAAAAGUAGUACUCCUCUGACUUUUCGAUCCACAGACGUAGUGAUGAAUUGUUUUAUGGCUUUUUAUUCGAGUAAUCGUUCGUUGUAUAUAUGGGAAUAAUGGCCUUGUAAUCUACGAUCCUGUACAUAUUAUAUUUAGUAGCACUUGAUGCUAAAGUAUGCAAUUAUUGAGAGCCAAUGCAGCCCUAAAUAGUCCGAUAAAUCGUAACGCGUAGCGAUUAGGUGAAAAUAUCUGGAAUUGUUCAGCUGUCAAGUGGGCGAAUGUAACGGGAGGAGACUGUUUUUUUAGCUUUUCAUUUACGUAAAUGUAAAUUAUUAUUAUUAUUUGAAUUUUUGUCCGGUAAUUACUCAUUUUUGAAGUAGCUCUAUGUUUCGUUCUACCACUUUGAUGCUGAAUUGAAACAAAACAAAUCAAAUUGUUUUCGUGUUCACUGAAAUGUGCAAGUACACAUUAUUUAUCUGAAUCACGCCGAAUUUGGUAGUUAUUUUUACACUGGUGCAUUACGACUGUACAAACACAAUAGGUAUACAAUAAUUCGAUUAAAUAAUCGAAUUAACCACGAAUUUCUGCUCCAAUAAUUCUGAAUUGAAGAGAUAAAAUAUUGAUGGACUGCAAUUAUUCGGUGCGAGACGAGUAGAUAAUUUUUUCAGAUAUUCUGAAUGUAAAUGAACAAUUGAGGAGAGAAAGAACUUCAUAACAAUUCAAUUUCAUCGAUCAUGAAAUUAUUUCGUCAAAUAAGUGACGAUAAAAGAACUGUCCAUCAUUUUACGUCUCCACUUCAUAAUUCACCUCUCCUCCCCCGCCCCCUGAAGCCACUUACCUCACAAAAAAAAACAAAAUGAACAUUUUCAUUGAUUGAAGAUAAAGGGAGACGAAUUUGAAUCCGAAAAAACUCAAUUUUUUAUACAAACAAGGGAUGAACGCAAUUUAUCAACUCAAUCCCCAAAAUAAUCGCCUUUUUUUCACGAAAAGUAUGAAUUAUCAUUGGUCUCUUGUUAUCAAAUGUUGAUAACAAUAAUGUACGGUAUAAAGUACAUUAAUUCGAUAGUAAUAAUUAAAAUUUACAUUAGGCUAAAAUUAAGGUGAAGCCAAUAAUUGUUCAUUUCAAAUGAAAAACAAAAAAUUGUGCAAGAAAGUCGUUCUCUGGUUGAACGAAUAUCUCAUUCUACUAUUUAAAAGAAGGCAACUGUUAAGAACACGAGACUAUUUCUAGAGUUGUCUGUCCAUAUCUUAUAGACAAAAACAAAACCGAGUGAGAACAUUUCAUCUGGGAAAAUUAUUAUUUCGUAUUCAAAGUUAUAUUAAGUUACUCAUCGCUAUAAUUUCCAGUAAAGGUUUAAUUGAUUUAUCGAUAAUAAAAAGAAACAGAUGGCAAUUAUGUAUUUUUAUCUGAUGCUAAUGUGGAAUUAAUUACAGUAUUUAUGGGAAGAUGGGAGAGUGGAGGGAUGAAGAAUCGCCUCGUAUCAUUCGCCAACUUAUUCUUAUAUUUAUGAUUUUAUAAAUGGAAUACAAGAAUAAACGUUUUACACGCAUAA
Diachasmimorpha longicaudata is the source of this 5159-nucleotide messenger RNA. RefSeq names its product polycomb protein Sfmbt-like. Gene Ontology annotation, molecular function: zinc ion binding; chromatin binding. The record is from RefSeq and is a predicted model, not a curated record. Bases 306 to 3221 code for a protein of 971 amino acids. The transcript has 4 exons. Lineage: Eukaryota; Metazoa; Arthropoda; Insecta; Hymenoptera; Braconidae. Gene Ontology annotation, cellular component: nucleus. Gene Ontology annotation, biological process: negative regulation of DNA-templated transcription; heterochromatin formation.